Messenger RNA from Paramuricea clavata, 432 nucleotides. The record is from the annotation of a GenBank genome assembly. Lineage: Eukaryota; Metazoa; Cnidaria; Anthozoa; Malacalcyonacea; Plexauridae.
AUGUCAUGGGAAUUAUUAAAUUUACUCCUCUUCGGAAUGCAUUAUUCCCUAGUCCUCGGAACACAGCCGAGCACGGACCCAAGGCGCGAGCACUGGCAAGGUGUCAUUGAGCAUAAUAGCGAUCUAUGCGUGCAAAGUUCAUAUACCGUACAUCGUGAGAACAGUGUGGAGGAGCGAUCAACUGAAGCACUGCAUGAGCAUAUCGAUCAUUCUUAUGAAAAGCACAACGACGAUAUUGAAGUGAAUAGGACACACAGGGAAAGUCACACACAAAGCAAACUAAAUCGACGAAGAAUUUUUAAGAGAGGAACGAUGACAAAGUUUAUUAACGAAUGGAUAUUGUUCAUGUUUAUCUUACAUUGUUUGUUUGCUGGAGCUUUACUUGAUCACAUUGGAACCCACUGGAACAUACAAUUAACAUUUGAACUGUAG